UAAGCACGUUCUGUUUUGUUCGUCAUACAACGACCGUAACCGGCUUUGAUAAUCCUGCCAAGAAACCGGACUAACUUCGUCCUAAACACCCAGGGGAACAACAGCAAGACAGCUAAAGAAUCAACAUGAAAACGGCUGUGCUGGGCGGCGGCCUGAGUGGCCUCUCCGCCGGCUAUUACCUGUUGCGGCGAUUCGGCAAUCCUCUGACCAUCUACGAAGCCUCCCCGCGAGUCGGUGGCUGGAUACGGACAGAGGCGCGCAGGGAUCGCGACUUUAUAUUUGAGACUGGACCACGCACUAUACGUCCCGUUGGUAUACCUGGAGCCAAUACGCUGGAGCUGAUGGAGGAGCUGCAAUUGCCCCUGAAGCCAAUCCCUCGGAGUCAUGUGGCGGCACGGAAUCGCAUGCUGUAUGCCAAGGGCCAGCUGUGUAUGCUGCCCAAUAGUCCCAGAGGACUGUUUGGCGUCAAGCCGCCAUUCACUCAACCCCUGUAUAAGGCACUGCUCCACGAUCUGUUCACGGGGAGGACUCUGGCCAGGAACGGGGACGAGUCGAUAUACAGCUUUGCCGAGCGCCGCUUUGGCAAGGAGAUAGCCGAAUACGCCAUCAGCCCCAUGAUCUGUGGCAUUUGCGCCGGCGAUGCCAAGCAGAUCAGCGUUCGCUUCCUAAUGGAGGAACUUUUCGAGAAGGAGCAGAAAUACGGCGGCGUGCUCAAGGGCACCCUAUAUGCCCGCUUCGAGGACAAUUUAGGACAAGAUCAGCCUAAACUCCAUGUCCAGGACCUGCAGGAGAAGUGGGCGAUGUACAGCAUCGAGGGUGGAUUGGAGGUACUGCCUCGAGCCAUGCGCAAGUAUCUCGGCCAACACAACGUCAACGUGCAGCUAAACAACGCGUGCAAGGCUUUGACAUUCAGCAAAAGUGGAGUCCGCAUGUCCUUACGCAAUGCUGAUGUCCCUGUGGACCAUGUCGUGAGCUCCCUGCCAGCCUACAAACUGGCUCCACUCUUGAAGCCACAGCACCCCUCGCUGUGCGAGCAGCUCCUGGAGAUUCCCUAUGUGGAUGUAGUGGUCGUCAACAUUCAGUAUAAUGGCAAUCAGCUCAAGCAGGACGGCUUCGGUCUGCUGGUGCCUCCCGUCGAAAAGCUGCCCAUUUUGGGUAUUAUCUUUGAUAGCUGCUGCUUUGACAUGAACGGCAACACGGUGCUAACCGUGAUGAUGGGCGGUCAUUGGUUCGACCAAUGGUUUGGCCAUCAACCCAGCCAGAAGCAGAUUCUCGAUAUUGCCACCAAGUACGUGCGCCAGAUACUCGACAUCCAGGAGGAGCCCAAUUUCAGUCGCGUCCACAUUCUCCUCAAGUGCAUUCCACAGUAUACCGUGGGCCACAAGGAACGCGUGAAGAGGAUCCGCAAGUAUCUGAAGGACUACAAGCUGCCCUUGUCGCUGUGCGGUGCUGCCUUCGAUGGCGUAGGCAUCAACGAUGUUAUACUGUCGGCUCGUCGUCAGGUGGACGCCAUACCGUAGUCCUUAUUGAUUUCCCCCGUUUGCUCCCAGUUAAAAGAUCAUAUUUUUUGGCCUUUUCUGUAAAUUUCCUAAGCUGGUUUGUGUGUAGUAUUCUUUUUGUACAUAAAGAUUCCACGUAGCCGUUA
This is a messenger RNA of Drosophila miranda, 1645 nucleotides long. It is a transcript of the gene Ppox, whose product is annotated as protoporphyrinogen oxidase. NCBI's taxonomy places the organism in Eukaryota, Metazoa, Arthropoda, Insecta, Diptera, Drosophilidae. The transcript has a single exon. The record is from RefSeq and is a predicted model, not a curated record. Gene Ontology annotation, biological process: heme biosynthetic process. Gene Ontology annotation, molecular function: protoporphyrinogen oxidase activity, oxygen as acceptor. The coding region runs from base 126 to 1520 and encodes 464 amino acids. Gene Ontology annotation, cellular component: mitochondrial inner membrane.